AUGACACCUCACACAAUUGUACCUCCCGCAGUAGGCCUUGCUCCGCAGCCCAACGAUAAAUACUCCAACUUUGCCGCCGCCGCUGCUGCUGUUAAUCCCAACUUAAUUUCCUUGUUGAUGAAUCAUGCCAUGCAAACAGAACUUGAAACAAAGCGCAAACAACAGCAUUUCCAUGAACAGCAAAAGUCCUAUGUUAGUGCUCUUGUUGAUGUUACCGUUCAAGUCAUUGCUUCCAUUUGGCCUAAUUCUAUCAGCUCCCCUACUGGAAACAACAAACCCAUUGCCGAUCUCAACACAUUUUUACAUCACAUCUUGAAACACUCUCGCACCACACAUUCCACCCUUCAGCUAGCCAUCUUCUAUCUCUUCAGAAUCCGUUCUCGUGUCCAAGAAAAGAGAAACGACGAUGUCUAUGUGUCUUGUGGGAGACGCAUGUUCCUCGCUGCCUUGAUCUCUGCCCACAAGUAUCUGCAAGAUAAAACUUACAAGAACUCUGCCUGGAGUAAAGUCAGUGGACUGAAUGUACAGGAAAUCAACCAUGCUGAGAAGGUCAUGCUGCAACUACUCGACUAUCGCUUGUAUGUGAAAAAAGACACUUACGAUCAAUGGAUUAUGAUGCUCCAGACCCAUCUCAAGGUGAAUCCCACUACUACCUCCACCGCCGCUACCGCCACUCCUACUAUGCAAGCAACAGCAACAGCAAAUACUGCCUGUAACACCAACACAUCUUCAGCUCAUUUGAACCAGAUUCAGCAAACAAGACAAGCCCUGCUGAGAAAGGCUCAGCUAAGCUUACCAUCUCCUCCACUGGAAGAAUCUUACAUGCCUGAAUCGUCAUCUCAGAAGAGAAAGAAUUCAUUUUCUUUAGAAGAUCAAGAAGAUGAAAGAAUUUCAAAGAGACGUUGUUAA
Molecule: messenger RNA, 909 nt
Organism: Mucor velutinosus
Lineage: Eukaryota; Fungi; Mucoromycota; Mucoromycetes; Mucorales; Mucoraceae
Exons: 2
Coding region: 1-909 (302 amino acids)
Biological process (GO): regulation of cyclin-dependent protein serine/threonine kinase activity
Cellular component (GO): cyclin-dependent protein kinase holoenzyme complex; nucleus
Molecular function (GO): cyclin-dependent protein serine/threonine kinase regulator activity; protein kinase binding
Source: RefSeq, a predicted model, not a curated record